Messenger RNA from Physella acuta, 2128 nucleotides. Its product is annotated as protein SpAN-like. Gene Ontology annotation, molecular function: zinc ion binding; metalloendopeptidase activity. NCBI's taxonomy places the organism in Eukaryota, Metazoa, Mollusca, Gastropoda, Physidae. The record is from RefSeq and is a predicted model, not a curated record. Gene Ontology annotation, biological process: proteolysis.
UCUGCUGGACGAGAUGGCUUGUUUCUGUGCAUCACCUACACGCUGUGUUAAAUUCGUAAUCCUGUUGUUUUAUGUGACUUAUUGUUUGGACUGUGUUGGUGGCAAGUCGCUGGAGAAACAAAUCUUGGAUGCGGCACCAAGUGCGGGGAUGUUUGACCUCCUGCACUUGACACCUGAAGGAGAGGUCAUGGUCAUGACGGAAUUUGACCUUUUGCUGACAUGGAAGGAAUACAAGUCUCUUCACGCCAGAGAAAAACGAUCCAAGAGAAAAGCACUACGAGAUCUCGCCACCCGAUGGACCAACUGUUAUGUCUACUAUGAGAUCGAUUCAUCGAUCAGCGACAGUAUGAAAUUUAUCAGGCAGGCUAUGGACGAGUGGGAGAAAUACACAUGUUUGUCGUUUCGUCCAAGUACGACCAAUCAGAACCGUAUACAGUUCAGGGACGGGGGCGGGUGCUACUCACAGCUGGGCAUGCAGAACACGACCCAGCCUAUCGCCCUGGCCCCGGGCUGUCGCACCCCCGGGAUCAUCGCCCACGAGAUCGGGCACGCCAUUGGUUGGUUCCACGAACAAUCUCGACCUGACAGGGAUACAUACAUCAAGAUAAACUUAGAUUCAGUCCGUGAAGAAAGACAGCGCAAUUUUGACAAAUACGACGACAAUAUAAUUAACACUUACGGCAUUGAAUAUGACUAUACAAGCAUCAUGCAUUAUGGAGCUGACGGAUUCAACGCAUCUAUCACAACACUGGACCCCAGCUACCAAAAUAAAAUUGGACAAAGGGAAGGGUUUUCUUUCAAAGAUAUUAAGCUGGCUAACGUUAUGUACAAGUGUGCUGAGCUAAUGUGUACCAAACCAUUGUCCCCGUGUCCUUAUGGUGGCUUCGUGCUGUCCAGACCCCUCAAGGGUAGUGAAUCUUGCAAGUGUUGGUGCGACUCUGGAGAUGUCAACGACCCUCUGACCCUGUGCUCCCAAGUAAACAGAGCACCACCCGCCUACAAUCUUCAAACUGUGUCAGACCAACCUGUGGAGAAACUUUGCUACGACGUACGAGAAGACUGCGCUGACAUGAAAGAAAAAGGAAAGUGUAUGUCGGAUAUGGAAGUCAUGAUGGGUUUCUGUCGGAAAACCUGCAACUUCUGCGGGAAAGGCGGGAAACUGUGCAUGGACCACGAGAAAAGCUGCAAGCUGUUGGCGUCGGCAGGUUCCUGUCACAUUGAAGCACUAAAACAACUCUGCCCAAUGUCCUGUGGAUCGUGCAACCCUAGCCCUGCUUGUGAAAUUCAGCAAGAGAUGAUGGGUACAGGCAAACACGAAGCUUGAAUCAUGGAUUUGUAAGACGUUGUAUGAAAGUAUUCCGAAGCUAGAUAAACCCGUAAAAUUCCCUCAAGUAUUCCGAAGCUAGAUAAACCUGUAAAAUUCCCUCAAGUAUUCCGAAGCUAGAUAAACCUGUAAAAUUCCCUCAAGUAUUCCGAAGCUAGAUAAACCUGUAAAAUUCCCUCAAGUAUUCCGAAGCUAGAUAAACCUGUAAAAUUCCCUCAAGUAUUCCGAAGCUAGAUAAACCUGUAAAAUUCCCUCAAGUAUUCCGAAGCUAGAUAAACCUGUAAAAUUCCCUCAAGUAUUCCGAAGCUAGAUAAACCUGUAAAAUUCCCUCAAGUAUUCCGAAGCUAGAUAAACCUGUAAAAUUCCCUCAAGUAUUCCGAAGCUAGAUAAACCUGUAAAAUUCCCUCAAGUAUUCCGAAGCUAGAUAAACCUGUAAAAUUCCCUCAAGUAUUCCGAAGCUAGAUAAACCUGUAAAAUUCCCUCAAGUAUUCCGAAGCUAGAUAAACCUGUAAAAUUCCCUCAAGUAUUCCGAAGCUAGAUAAACCCGUAAAAUUCCCUCAAGUAUUCCGAAGCUAGAUAAACCCGUUAAAUUCCCUCAAGUAUUCCGAAGCUAGAUAAACCUGUAAAAUUCCCUCAAGAAUUCCGAAGCUAGAUAAACCUGUAAAAUUCCCUCAAGUAUUCCGAAGCUAGAUAAACCUGUAAAAUUCCCUCAAGUAUUCCGAAGCUAGAUAAACCUGUAAAAUUCCCUCAAGUAUUCCGAAGCUAGAUAAACCUGUAAAAUUCCCUCAAGUAUUCCGAAGCUAG